GCCAGUGUUUGGCAUGAGGAUGAAGGAAUAGCAUUAGCAGAUCUUAUCCGUUCUCAAAAAAAUUUAAAAAAGUUCUCUCUGAUAAAUAGCAAUAUUUUUGCAUCAUUUCCAAUACAAGCCCUUGUGGGUCAAAAAGGGCUUAACAGUGUGACAUUUGAAGAUAUGCAUAGAAACCGUAAAUUACGUGAUAAGGGAUUUUUUAAUUAUACAAUUUGUGAAUUAAAUAGAGAUGCCAUCAACGCACUUGCCCAGUGUACAAAAAUCAACAAAGUGAAAUUUAAACACUGUGAAGGGCUCUACACUCCUUUAUUUCUUCGGAUUACUAAUAGUUUUUCAAACUUAACAUCUUUAGAAUAUUCAUAUGGAGCUUAUAAGAUUAAUGACCAUUCAACUCCUAUUAGGUUAUUAUCUGGUCUUAUUAAGAAGAGUUGUAAUACACUUAAAAGAAUUAUACUUGACUGGCAUACCCGUGAUCCUAUAGAUACUACUCAACUCAUCAAAACUAUUGCACAUCAUGUGAUAGGUCUUGAAUAUUUGAAAAUUCCAAUUUAUACGUUAGAAGAUCUUGCUCUAAUUCACCAAGCUAAUAAUCAAUUAAAGAAAUUGGAACUUUAUAUUAUGAAUAGAAAAAUAGAUCUAUAUUGU
This is a messenger RNA of Racocetra persica, 645 nucleotides long. The record is from the annotation of a GenBank genome assembly. NCBI's taxonomy places the organism in Eukaryota, Fungi, Glomeromycota, Glomeromycetes, Diversisporales, Gigasporaceae.